Dermatophagoides farinae (American house dust mite) is the source of this 1186-nucleotide messenger RNA. Its product is annotated as activator of 90 kDa heat shock protein ATPase homolog 1. Gene Ontology annotation, molecular function: ATPase activator activity; protein-folding chaperone binding. NCBI's taxonomy places the organism in Eukaryota, Metazoa, Arthropoda, Arachnida, Sarcoptiformes, Pyroglyphidae. Gene Ontology annotation, biological process: protein folding; positive regulation of ATP-dependent activity. Gene Ontology annotation, cellular component: cytosol. The record is from RefSeq and is a predicted model, not a curated record.
UAUAUAUUUUUUAUAAUAUUGUUUGAAUGAGUACUUUUAAUUCGUAUUUUUGUUUUAUAAAUUUCGAUAAUUUAUUCAUCUUUAUACCAUAAAAAUGGCUAAAUGGGGAGAAGGUGAUCCACGUUGGAUUGUCGAGGAAAGACCUGAUGCAACCAACGUUAAUAAUUGGCAUUGGACUGAAAAAAAUGCAUCACAUUGGUCAAAAGAUAAAUUAAAAACAUUACUGGAAGGUCUUAUAAUUGAAGAAAAUGGCUUGGGCCAUUGUAUAAUCAAAGAGGUCAGUUCAAUCGAUGGUGAAGCUGUUGCUAAUAAUCGCAAAGGUAAAUUGAUCUUCUUCUAUGAAUGGAUUAUCAAAUGCACAUGGAUUGGAGUGCUAAAUGGCGAUGCUACUGAAUAUAAUGGAAAAUUGGAAAUUCCUAAUCUAAGCGAAGAAAAUAGUUCCAAUGACAUUACUAUUGAUGUAUCAAUCGAUGAUACGAAUAGUGCCCAGGCUGAAAUUCUUAAAGAAUUGGUUCGCACCAAAGGUCUCCAUAUCAUUCAAGAUAGAAUGAAACAAUACAUUAUAGCUUUGCGAGAUGAAUUUGCCAAGGAUAUGAUAAAACCAACUAAAUUGACGGAAAGUGGUAGCAUCAAUUCAUUCCAAACCGAAGCCCAACUUAAAGAAAAAGCCAAAUCAGAACUCCAUUCUUCUAAACAAUCUGUAUCGAAAACAGUCAUAUCAAAAAAAUCGGACAAUAGUCAAACGGAUGUUAAAAUCGAGACUACAUCACUCAAAUUAAUUGAAAAUUUUAAAUGUACAGCGGAAGAAAUAUACAAAACUUUCACUGAAGAAGUCUUUCUUCAGGCAUUCACUAGAAACAAGGUUAAAUGUGAACCGGUUGUUGGUGGUCAAUUUUCGUUGAUGGAUGGUAAUAUUGUUGGAAAAUUUACUCAUCUUGAACCAAACAAAUGUAUUCGACAAUUUUGGCGACUGAAAAGCUGGCCAGCUGAACAUUAUUCGCAAGUCGAAAUCCAAAUUGAACAACAAAGUGAUUCGACUAAAAUCAUACUUGUUCAAACUGGUGUACCGAAAUUAAAUGUGGAUAAUACAGAAGAAGGUUGGAAGAAACAUUAUUUUGAAAGUAUUAAACGUACAUUUGGAUUUGCCGCUUCUUUCUAUUAAGUAAAAAUCAAAAAUUUUCACUAU